AUGCAAACCCUAGCUAUCCGAACAAUUUUAAGGAAGAGAAAGCGUCGUGGAGGAAGAAGAAGAAGAAGAAGAAGAAGGAGAGAGAAUGAAAAAACCCAAAUCAAAGCAACAUCAGAACUCAAUCUACUAAACCUUCCUGAAGAAAUCCUUAUCGAAAUACUCUCAAGAUUACCUCUCAAAUCACUCCUCCAAUUCAAUCUCGUUUCCAAGAAAUGGCGUUCUUUGAUUCAAUCAGGUUCUGUGAAAAGCGUUGUUCCAAAACACAAGGUUCUCGUUUGUGGAAUGUUUUCUUCUCUUUACUCCAUCGAUGAAGAUUGUUGCGUGAAACGCGUUCCUAAACCAAACCAAAAAAACCCAUCUCAUGGUGAUGUUGAAAUCUUUGGUUCGUGUAAUGGGUUGAUUCUUAUUGGGGUUCACGAUGAUUUGUUCUUAUGGAUUCCGCUCACCAGGUGUUCGAAGAAAGUCCUGGGAUACGAGGACUUGCAUGAUGAGGCCUACUCUAUUGUUUCUGGGCUUUGCUUUGAUUCCUUGAGUAAUGAGUACAAGGCUGUAAUGGCCCUUUCUCAUCUGACUCCUAGUUAUGGUGGUGAAUUUGCUGUGGUUGGUAAUUUCCGAAGCAAAACUUGGACCGAAGUUCACUUCCCAUACCGUUUCUCCAGUGUGAAUUCAGGGCCCGUGCUGAAUGAAAAUCUACAUUGGUUUGCUUCUAAGAAAAGUUCGGAUCACUUCCUCGCACCCCAUGAAAUCGUUUACUUCAAUCCACGAAUGAACAAAUUCAAGAAGAAUGAACAAAUUCAAGAAGUUACCAAUGCCACAGCCUAA
Messenger RNA from Camellia sinensis, 822 nucleotides. RefSeq names its product F-box/kelch-repeat protein At3g23880. NCBI's taxonomy places the organism in Eukaryota, Viridiplantae, Streptophyta, Magnoliopsida, Ericales, Theaceae. Gene Ontology annotation, molecular function: protein binding. The record is from RefSeq and is a predicted model, not a curated record.